Messenger RNA from Oldenlandia corymbosa var. corymbosa, 1188 nucleotides. Lineage: Eukaryota; Viridiplantae; Streptophyta; Magnoliopsida; Gentianales; Rubiaceae. The record is from the annotation of a GenBank genome assembly.
AUGGGCUCUAAGGCUCUCAUUUUCGCUUGCAUAGCCUUGUUUUUGGCUAUAAUGAUCACUUCCGAGGUUUCUGCUCGGCAGUUGGCUGAGGAGAAUUCCUCCCAAGUUGAAGAACCAAAAACGACUGAGACUACUGCAGGGUUUGAGGAAGACAAGCACUAUCGAGGUGGCUAUGGGGGAUACCGAGGUGGAGGAUAUGGUGGCGGAUAUGGUCGAGGUGGUGGUUACGGGGGCGGUUAUGGCGGUGGUGGUGGCUAUGGAGGAGGUGGCGGCUAUGGUGGUGGCGGGGGUUAUGGAGGUGGUGGUGGUUAUGGCGGCGGUUAUGGAGGUGGCUAUGGUGGCGGUAAUGGUGGCUAUGCUCCGAUGGGUUGUUUGGAAGGAAUGUUUGCUGUUCCUAAUUCUGGUGCCAUAGUCCCUUACUCAAGUGAAGAAUCAGAUGAUGAAUGCAUCGUUGAUGCAGAAGAAUCAGACGAUGACCGCAUCGUUGUUGCGGAAGAAUUGAUGAACAUUGUGCUUUCAUGUAGAUCUUCUUGGCCGGCAUGUGGUGACUUGAAUGUGAAACAGUUUGCUUGCAAUAAACAAGGGGAUCAGUCGCAUAGCCAGAUGCCCGAUAAUGAUGUAGCGCUUCUAGCUGGGAUGAAGGAGCAUGGAAUUGGGCUUACACACGGUGCAAGGUGGGAGGGUGGACAACCAGAAUGUUAUGUUUUGGGUCGGUGGAGAAGGAACGGUAACAAGCAAUGUAGUGCUGUUGCUUCAGUUAGUAAUGGAGGGUCUGGGGUUGUAGGUUCUACAAUUUGGAGGUCAGAUUCUGUCGACAAGUUUAUUAGGCUGGUUUCGGCAAGUAAGCCGUCUCCAGCAGCUAAACACCUUAUCGAAGAAGGUCUGAGUGUGAUGGCAAGAGUGGUCGAGGCUGAAGUUGAGGCUAUACAGUCUAGAGAGGCAGAGGAAAAAGAAGAGGCUUCAGCAUCAAAUGUGGUUGUUAAAGAUCUCGAGCAACUGAGGCCAAUUGGUGAGCUUAAUGUAAGGUGGGUAAGUAUUGUUCAGAAGAAAAAGGAUCAAGCCCGGGGAAAGAGGAAGAGAGCAGCGACCGUGAGGACGAAGAAAGCUAUUUACAACAGGAUGGCAUCUAGUGAACCCGAAGUUGUUGGCCGUUAUGUGCAUCCGGUCUGUCCUGAUCAACCCUUAUAA